CCAGAUUCGAGAAACGUAUCUGAAUCUGGAUUCUGAAUCCCAACGAUAUCCUGAUCAGUCUUGACUAACCAGUCCUGUGAUGGUGUAGCUUUCUCCGCUAGUUACGAGCUGAUACGUGUGUUGGUGCGACCUGGUGAUUCGAAUGGUGAAAAGGAUCUCGUCGUACAUCACACUGUAUACCGAGAUCUAGAGCGGCUUGUCAGUCACAUUCCGGGAAUGUACGAAACGCGAAUGAUAAUAAGGCUAAAGACGGCUGAUCUCAUCUUUAUGGGACGCUCGCCGCGAUAGUACAAUAUAAUAAUAAAUCAUCGUCGAUCGGAUGAAGGGAACGCCGAUAGCAGCCACCGACUCGGAAUUGGGCGUGUGUCGCGUAUGAGAAGGCAAUCACUUGAGCGAGCGCAACGCGCGCGCGCGCGCGCACAUAUACGAACGGACACGCACGGUGGACUUUUGACGGAUCCGUGACUAUUCGCCCUGCAAUGGCGCCUGGCGACUCGCCUACUUUCUAAGCUCGCCGCGGUGAGAGGGGCCGCCGAUCAGUCUCGCGUUCCAGCCGGAUUGUCGGAUUAAAUGUGAUCGUCGAUAAACGCUGUUUAGGAGGAUUGGAAUUUAGAAGAGUCCAGGUAGAGUCUCUAGAGUGGAGUUCUCUCUUUCUCUCUCUCUCUCUUCCGACGAAUAUAUAAUCGCGCGCGCAUGCUGUUCCUCGCGGCGAUGUAUCAGCCUUGCGACAGGACGUCUCAGGAGUCCAGGAUAUCCAGAGAAUGCGCGGCACCGUCUCGGAGCAUUUCCUCGCGGAUGUGAUCCUUUCUGUACGGCUCGUUCUUCCUCGCGCUAUCCAGCCAACGAUUCCGUGGCCUGUUCCACGCCUUUACGCUCUGUUGUCAUCGAGGGACGACACAGCUGACACAGAUCUCGCAGUUAUGAUUCCAUCUUACGGAUGUGCUGCGUCUCGUAGAUACUUCGUGGGGAAUGUAUGACACGCGGAUUCAUCUACGACGGUGACUGGAAAAGUGCGCGCGACGAUUCUCUCGGUACCUCCUGAUCGUUAGCAAGAUCCUGGAUAUUUAGAUCACUUCAUAGAGCUGUACGAACUGUAAUUCCUUUGCGGUACGAAUUUUUCGUACAGCGAUUUCGGUUGCGUCGUUAAAUGCAACGAGGAAGAGGAGGAGGACGACGACGUGUCCCGUGGACAACGACGCGGCGAAUAAUUCUUGAAAGAACUGUAGUCUCAGGAUAGAAGCAAGAACGAAUCAAGCAUGGGGAACUGUUGCAGCAACCCGGCCGACGUGGAGAAGGAGAAGCCGGACAGGAUCGGUAAUCCCAGCAUCGAGGUCGCGUCGCAGGUUAAUCCAGUGCCUACGCCACCGCCUGAUCCCAUAAGGCCGAUCCCACAGAUCCCAGACACGGAUAUCACGACCGCAAAGAUAUUCGUUGCUCUUUACGAUUACGACGCUCGUACGGACGAAGAUCUCAGCUUUAGGAAAGGAGAGCACUUGGAAAUAAUCAAUGACACCCAGGGCGACUGGUGGCUCGCCAAAAGCAAAAGGACCAGACAAGAGGGCUAUAUUCCCAGUAAUUACGUCGCCAAACUCAAGUCGAUCGAGGCAGAACCAUGGUAUUUCAGGAAGAUUAAGCGAAUCGAGGCUGAGAAAAAAUUGCUUCUACCGGAAAACGAUCAUGGCGCAUUUCUGAUAAGAGACUCGGAGAGCCGACACAACGAUUACUCCCUUUCAGUGCGCGAUGGUGACACAGUAAAGCAUUACCGUAUCCGUCAAUUAGACGAGGGUGGCUUCUUCAUCGCCAGACGAACCACUUUCAGGAAUCUACAAGAUCUCGUGGAGCAUUACAGCAAGGAUGCGGACGGUCUAUGCGUUAAUCUGUGCAAGCCGUGUGUGCAAGUUGAGAAACCCGUAACGGAGGGCCUUAGUCACCGUACGCGGGACCAAUGGGAAAUUGAUCGUUCGUCGCUGAAAUUCCUAAGAAAAUUGGGCCAGGGACAGUUUGGCGAGGUCUGGGAAGGUUUGUGGAACAACACCACACCAGUGGCGAUAAAAACGCUCAAGCCGGGCACCAUGGAUCCGAAGGACUUCCUCGCUGAGGCGCAGAUAAUGAAGAAGCUCCGACACGCCAAGUUGAUUCAAUUGUAUGCCGUGUGCACGAUGGAGGAACCGAUCUACAUUAUUACGGAAUUGAUGAGGAAUGGUAGUUUAUUGGAGUACUUGCAAGGUACGCAAGGACAAGGGAAAGGUAGAAAUCUAAAAUUGCCGCAACUGAUCGACAUGGCCGCGCAAAUAGCCGCUGGUAUGGCGUACUUGGAAUCGCAGAAUUAUAUCCAUCGUGACUUAGCCGCUCGUAAUGUUCUUGUGGCAGACGGAAAUGUUGUUAAAAUUGCGGACUUUGGCUUAGCUAGGCUCAUCAAAGAAGACGAAUAUGAAGCUAGAAUAGGGGCACGCUUCCCUAUCAAAUGGACCGCGCCUGAGGCCGCCAACUACAGCAAAUUUAGUAUUAAAUCCGAUGUAUGGUCGUUUGGUAUUCUCCUUACUGAAUUGGUUACGUAUGGUAGAAUACCUUAUCCAGGUAUGACAAACGCUGAAGUUCUUCACCAGGUGGAGCACGGCUAUAGAAUGCCGAAUCCACCCAAUUGUCCCGAGACGCUUUACAAUAUCAUGUUGGAAUGCUGGAACAAAGAUCCUAUGAAGAGACCGACGUUUGAGACACUUCAGUGGAAACUCGAAGACUUCUUCACUAUGGAAGGUUCCGAAUAUAAAGAGGCGUCCGCGUAUUAAAUAAUAGAUAUUUCUCUUCGUCAAAAACGAUUCUUCCUUCAUAUUAUUCUAUUGAAAGACGCAAACGAUGUUAUAUCGAUGGCGGUCGUUACGAUCUUCUUCAUUGAUCUAUUUGCUAUACAAGUUUUCACGGUACUUCUGGAAAAAUAUUGUAAUCUUUAUACUCGAACGAUCAUGAUCAUUAUGCGGACGAUAGGUGAUAGUAUAAUUUUAUUUAACGAUAGAUUUUUUUCUCUUUUUUCUUCAUCUUUCACGAUUUUCUUCCUUUUUCUCUACUUUUUUCGCACAUUGUAUCUGCCAUAAAACUCGAAGAUUGAUCUUUGUAUAUUUUUACUUAUAUGACUUGAAACAUAUAUUGGCAUUUUGAUAUGCUCUAUCGUCGCGCGGCGACGAAGUUUUAGAUAUCGUUUUAGACCGCAGUAAGAAUGUUAUAUAUACACAUAGACGUUAAAUGGCCUUUGUAAAAUCGUUUAUAAGUGUCACUUAAUGUGAGGUAGUAACCUCGACCAUUCGUAGAAAUGACAAUUCCGGAUGAUGAUGCCGCGCGAUCGGCAAUAAUAGCGAUGUAAUAUAUUCGUGUGUACGAUAUUAAUAUAUUAAUAUUGUAUUUCCCUUAUUACAAUUUCCGUACGCAUUACGUAAGCGAUCAAGAGAGUCAAUCCUUCAAUAAAACUGUACUACCGACAAUGUUAAAAGGACAAAAUGACGGACCACGGAUGCACAACUUUAUCAUUCCUUCUCGUUCGAGCGUAACGACUCGGAAUUUAUUAUGACGAACUCUCGGGAGAUAGAUAUACGAAAGUUUCGCCGACGAACGAUCUUGCGCAUGCAGUUUGCACGUGUACGCGAAGAUUGGGGAUUUAUUAACCGGUCCGUCCAAGAGAAUGCGGAAGACUGUUGUGUCCUUGCGGCGACUACGUCGAACGACGUUAUACCCUUUCGUCUAUUUGUCGUGAAACCAUUAGUACUGACUCAGCUACUGCCAGCUAACGUUUUCUAAGAUACACUUGUUACUUGUAACAUAUAAGAUCAUCUUUCGCAAGUAUACACGAGAGUGUACGCAUCUAUGAAUGCAUACUCAAAUAUCUGUGUAUCUGGAAUGUUUGCAUCUGCUAUGAAAACGUGGAGAAUCAGUAUACCGUGAGAUAUUUCUUAAGUAUUCCAAAAAGAAUGUAUUUACAUCACAUUAUUAAUCUUUUGCAGGUCUCAAGCCGAGAUAUUUCCGGCACACACGCGAGUCACUCGUUUGAAGAUGUAAUAGAAUCCCAUCUUAUCGCGCACGUAUCAGAUUGACUGUAGAACCGCACUAAAUACUUGAAUGACAAUUCUGUUCAUAUAAGAAAUAAAUAGUUUAUCGCAGAUAAUUUACGCAAAAAGGUAAGGUUUUUUCAGCUUUACAUAUAUUAUUCAUUUGCUUUUCUAAUGUCAAAAAAUAUAUUAACACAUUUAUUUAUUAAAUAUUAUAUAAUAUUUUAAUUAAAAUAUAUUUACUAUUUAUUCAUUAAUUUUUAUAUUAAAAAUUAGCUAGUUACAUAUCACUAAUAGAAUCAGACCAAUGGAAGAUGUGCCAUCAAUCGGCUUGAGACCGCAAAGAGUUAAUCAUUCGGUUAUACAUUCAUGUGUUAUCUCGAAUUUAUCAUUUUUAUAUAUUUUUAUAAAUCGUAUUUAAGCGUUUUAUUAUACUCAUUUGUCGCGUGAUUUUUCACGUUAGCGAGUACGUGACUCGAAUAAUUGAAAAUAGUUAUUAUGCGGAUAAAAGUAAGUGGAUAAAAUUAAAUAUACUUCAUAAAUGUAUGCAUCCAUAACGGUAAAUGAUGUAAAAUUAUAUAUAGAUAUUUUAGCAAUAUCUUACUCUCUUUUAAUACAUACGCGCUCCACGCACAUACAUACACACAUAUACACAUACAAAAAUAUGUAUGGAAUGUGCCAAAAAACCAUCGCCAUUCCUCUUUGCCUAUUGAUUCCAUGACGAAUUUCGAGUCGGCUUUUAUUGCAAUAAAAACUUUACUGUAAAGAUUUUUUUUUUUUACGAUUUAAAAAUUUGUUCCAUUAAUUUCAUUUUAAGAAAUAAAGUAUCAAAAUAAUAUUAAUAAAAAAAAAAACUUCUAGAAUUACUCUAGAAAAAUCGACUCUAAUUUCGUCAGAGAAUAUGCCUCGGAGAUUUGAUAGACAGAUCUCUUACUAAACACUAUACACAUGCAUCUUCUGUUCUGAAGAAGUCAGAGCUGUGUUAAUAGUACCAAAUUGAUCGUGAAUUUCAAAGAGGUGUGCUCACGGGCGAUAUCAUUAAUCAUACGAUAAAUUUUUAUAAUAUUGUUAUCAUUUUGUGUAAUGAUCAAUUUUCUCGUAGAAAAUACGAUUUCCUUAAGUAAGUACUAUCUUAAGUUGUAAAGAAAAACAUUUAAAAUUAGUAAAAGAAAAAAUACGUUAUUUGUAAGAAAACAUUGAAUCAAGUUAUUGUUCAUUUUGAGAAAAAUACAAAUAUCGCCAAACUGGUAUGCAAAAAAUUAUCAAGAAUUAUCAUGAUAGCACUAUAGAACUAAUUAAGAUAAAGAGACUAUAUAUAAUUAAGAAAUGUAAUGCAACGAUUACAAGCACAAAACGGAUGAAAGUUUACUGGAACUAUUUGUUAAUCUUUAUCCGUGCAAAAAUUUUUUUCUAUAAUGGGAGGAUAGAAGAGGGGCGAUUUCCUUUCGAAUAAUUAUGUAUAAUAGAAACCUGUGGCGAAUGAAGAUAAAAUUACGUUAGAUGUAUAAGAGAAAUAAUCGACAAAAUAAACGGAACAGUUUUGUUUACAAAAAUGAAA
Messenger RNA from Cataglyphis hispanica, 5592 nucleotides. RefSeq names its product tyrosine-protein kinase Src42A (gene Src42A). Gene Ontology annotation, biological process: cell surface receptor protein tyrosine kinase signaling pathway; cell differentiation; innate immune response. Gene Ontology annotation, molecular function: non-membrane spanning protein tyrosine kinase activity; signaling receptor binding; ATP binding. The transcript is spliced from 6 exons. Lineage: Eukaryota; Metazoa; Arthropoda; Insecta; Hymenoptera; Formicidae. The record is from RefSeq and is a predicted model, not a curated record. The coding region runs from base 1257 to 2786 and encodes 509 amino acids. Gene Ontology annotation, cellular component: extrinsic component of cytoplasmic side of plasma membrane.